Macaca mulatta (Rhesus monkey) is the source of this 6309-nucleotide messenger RNA. The record is from RefSeq and is a predicted model, not a curated record. Lineage: Eukaryota; Metazoa; Chordata; Mammalia; Primates; Cercopithecidae.
CCCACCCCUCAAGCUAGGCUGAGCUGUGCCUACGUCGGCCUCGACUCCCGGGGGCUGGAGGAGUUACCUUUGGAGCCCGAAAGGAGGAAGGAAGCAAAAUAUCAACAACAGCCGAGGCAGCUCGGGCGCUCGGCCCCGGUUCCCCGCUUGCCCGCCGCCCGCCUGCCGGCCCCCGCGCCCACGACGGGGGCCCAGGCCCCACGGCGCCGCCCAGGGCCCGCGCGGACGCCGGCCUCAUUUAUUAUUCCCCCCGCCCGGAGCUGCGGCUUCCUGGUGUUGAAGAUCCCCUGGACCAGGGGCGAGGGCUACCCGCUCUUUGCCGUGACAACACCGUUCCCCCAGCCGGGCUGGAGGCUGUGCAGAAGGUAUCCUGCAGACCAUGAACUGAGCACUGUUCCCGGACUGUUCAUGAGCACAGUGUAAGGGGUGCCAAGAUCCACCACCCAGCGAGCCCCUCCCCUCCGUAGCACGACGACCCUCAGAGAAGAUGGGGAGGAAAAAGAUUCAGAUCCAGCGAAUCACCGACGAGCGGAACCGACAGGUGACUUUCACCAAGCGGAAGUUUGGCCUGAUGAAGAAGGCGUAUGAACUGAGCGUGCUAUGUGACUGCGAGAUCGCACUCAUCAUCUUCAACCACUCCAACAAGCUGUUCCAGUACGCUAGCACCGACAUGGACAAGGUGCUGCUCAAGUACACGGAGUACAAUGAGCCACACGAGAGCCGCACCAAUGCCGACAUCAUCGAGACCCUGAGGAAGAAGGGCUUCAACGGCUGCGACAGCCCCGAGCCCGACGGGGAGGACUCGCUGGAACAGAGCCCCCUGCUGGAGGACAAGUACCGGCGCGCCAGCGAGGAGCUGGACGGGCUCUUCCGGCGCUAUGGGUCAGCUGUCCCGGCCCCCAACUUUGCCAUGCCUGUCACGGUGCCCGUGUCCAAUCAGAGCUCACUGCAGUUCAGCAAUCCCAGCGGCUCCCUGGUCACCCCUUCCCUGGUGACGUCAUCCCUCACGGACCCGCGGCUCCUGUCCCCCCAGCAGCCAGCACUACAGAGGAACAGUGUGUCUCCUGGUCUGCCCCAGCGGCCAGCUAGUGCAGGGGCCAUGCUAGGGGGUGACCUGAACAGUGCUAACGGAGCCUGCCCCAGCCCUGUCGGAAAUGGCUACGUCAGUGCUCGGGCUUCCCCUGGCCUCCUCCCUGUGGCCAAUGGCAACAGCCUAAACAAGGUCAUCCCUGCCAAGUCUCCACCCCCACCCACCCACGGCACCCAGCUUGGAGCCCCCAGCCGCAAGCCCGACCUGCGAGUUAUCACUUCCCAGGCAGGAAAGGGGUUAAUGCAUCACUUGACUGAGGACCAUUUAGAUCUGAACAAUGCCCAGCGCCUUGGGGUCUCCCAGUCUACCCAUUCGCUCACCACCCCAGUGGUUUCUGUGGCAACGCCGAGUUUACUCAGCCAGGGCCUCCCCUUCUCUUCCAUGCCCACUGCCUACAACACAGGUUCAUCCUCACUUUUCCUCCAUGCAGAUUACCAGUUGACCAGUGCAGAGCUCUCCUCCUUACCAGCCUUCAGUUCGCCUGGGGGGCUGUCGCUAGGCAACGUCACCGCCUGGCAACAGCCACAGCAGCCCCAGCAGCCGCAGCAGCCACAGCCUCCACAGCAGCAGCCACCGCAGCCACAGCAGCCACAGCCACAGCAGCCUCAGCAGCCGCAACAGCCACCUCAGCAACAGUCUCACCUGGUCCCUGUAUCUCUCAGCAACCUCAUCCCGGGCAGCCCCCUGCCCCACGUGGGUGCUGCCCUCACAGUCACCACCCACCCCCACAUCAGCAUCAAGUCAGAACCGGUGUCCCCAAGCCGUGAGCGCAGCCCUGCGCCUCCCCCUCCAGCUGUGUUCCCAGCUGCCCGCCCUGAGCCUGGUGAUGGUCUCAGCAGCCCAGCCGGGGGAUCCUAUGAGACGGGGGACCGGGAUGACGGACGGGGGGACUUCGGGCCCACACUGGGCCUGCUGCGCCCAGCCCCAGAGCCUGAGGCUGAGGGCUCAGCUGUGAAGAGGAUGCGGCUCGAUACCUGGACAUUAAAGUGACGAUUCCCACUCCCCUCCUCUCAACCUCCCUGAUGAAGAGUUGACAAUCUCACCGCCCGCCCUUCCCUGCCCCGGGCUCCUCCCGCUCGACCCCCACUUCCUUUCUUGUGCUCCGUGUCCUGUUGACGGUUACAUUUGUGUAUAAUUAUUAUAUUAUUAUUAUUAUUAUUAUAUUUUUUUUAAUUUGGAUUCUCGCUUUGGAGAGGGGGAUGCUCUCAUCCCCUCUUUCUGUACCCCCCACCAUUUUCACUGGCUGGGGGGCUCUCUUUUUCGCGGGAAGGGGGGACACUUUGCACGUUGUACACAUAUGCUGCAGGAAGGGGGUGGGGGGCCCAGUAGGCCUUUGGGAAAGGACAGGUGCCGAGCCCUGCAUGUGGAGCCCUCCCACCCCACCCCCAGAUAGAGGGAAAUAACCAAAAAACUACCAAACAACAGAAACCCACACUCUAGACUGAAACCCCAAAGUGGGCUUGAUGGGUGGGUUUGUGUUUCAAGGGGAAAGUGAGGCAGAGGUUCUGAAAAGGGUCUCUGUUUUUGGGUUCAUGUAGCCAUAGGCACAUGGAGCAGAAGACCUAAGCCUGGCCCCCAAAUGCCCCUGCACACACACAUGCCACACCUGUGCUGAUUCUUGUGUGUGCUGCACCCCCAAGGUGUGUGGGUGCUGGCUGAGCUUUGGGCUGGGACGGCAGCCUGGGAAUCUGAGGCUAGGGACAGGGGUUUGAGGUGGGGGCCUCUCUGGAAGCACAUUUGGAGAGAAAGACAGAGAGCCAUGAGGAGAGGGCUGAGGAGGGCAGAAGGGCUAGGCAGGGGGCAAAUUGGGCCCCUCCCUUCCCCAGCUUUUCUCUAAGAUAUACAGUGCAAUAGCUCCCCACCCCUCAGUUGACACCAGCCCUGUAAAGCUGGCCACAAUGUGCAGGGAGAAUGGGGAGAGGGUCUUCAGUGAGGUGGCUGGGGCGAGAGUCGGCCUGGACUUCCCUGGGGUGCUCCAGGCCAGAGCUGUUUCAUCGGGGCGAGUGUGGUGAGGGGACGUCCUUGGCCUUGCACACACACUACCUGGGUGAGUGGGCACUGGGAUGGUCUGUGGGGUGGGAGGUCCUACGGAUGGGUCCGUAGAGGUCCCACCUCUCUCAUUCCUCCUUGGCCCCUCUCCCUAGCUUCUCCUGUUAGCUCCUUCUGCUCCUGACCCCGCCUCCUUGCUCUUGGCACCCCCAUUGUCUCUGGCUACCUCCUUGUCCCACCACCUCCAGGCCGCAUCCCACCUUCCCUCUUGGCUACUGUAAUUGUAAAUAGCGACCUUUGGAAAACGUUAGCGGUGUAACAGUCCAGGAAACUGUUUUUUGUUGUUGUUGUUGUAUUGAUAUGAAAUGAGAUUCUAUUUUUGUCAAAGUAUAUUGUAAUAAUAAUGACUCAAACGGCCCGUACUGUACAGAUGAGAUUCUUCUGCUGUUGUUCUUGCUCCCCUCCCCUCCUCUGAGUCCGCCCCUCUCUGCUGCCUCCUCAGCGGGGCAGUGGGCAAGGGGCCCAGGGGCAGCCGAAGUACGGGGUCCUGAGACCUCAGGCAGGAUCGGAGAUCAAACCAGAGUGGGCAGGCUCCCAGCCUGCUCUCUAGGGUCACCCCCCGCCCUAAGGGGCCUGGCCUGGGGUGACGUAUGCAGGCAGACUGUCUACCCCACUCCUUCACACAAGCCCAGCUCCUCUGCCCAAGGGGUGCGGUGCUCCCUUGGGGUUUCCUCCCAGUUGGAGAGUAGAGUUAGACAAGGCCCAGUUUUGUGUUAGCCGACCGUCUUUGCCCGCCUCUAUGACCCAGCCUCUUGCAGUAUUCCCAUAUUUGAUGCAGGGAAGGAACCAGAAGCAGAGGGGCCUCUGUGCAGGUACACACGUGUACCUGAGUGUGUUCAUGAGGGCAUCUGGUGUUUAUGUGUCUGAGUGUAACUUUGUAUUUAUGUGUGUGUGCGUGUGUGUGUCUGGUUGCACGGGUGUACCUUUGUAUUUAUGUGUGUGUGUGGUUGCAUGGGUGUGCCUCUGUGUGUCUCUGAGCCUGGCUGAGUGUGUAUGCAAAUCUAUGACUGGAGCUCUAGGAGCAUCUCUGAGUCUGAGUGUGCCUGGUGUGUGUUUACAAAGGGACAGUUGGCUGCUCCAGCUCCACAGCCCUGGGACCCCAACUCCCAUCUUCCCUGCUCAUUUCCCUGUGUUCACCCUCAGCUCUGACGCAUUGAACUGCAGUUGGGGGGAUGGGCAGUUAGCCCUCUGUGCUUCUCCCUGCAGCCCUACCUCUGCCAGGGCCUCUCCCUCCAGGGACCUCUGCUUCCACCCACAUUUGUCCACUUAGUUGCCCAUGCUUGACACACAGUUCCUGGAGUACCCUCUUUCUCCAACCCCAGACCUGCUUUCAGAGCAAAACUCAAGUCCCUCUUCCUCCGUGAAGCAAGCUUCUCCCUCAGCUGAGCAGUGAUCCGUUCUUACUCUUUUUUUUUUUUUUUUUGAGACGGAGUCUCGCUCUGUCCCCCAGGCUGGAGUGCAGUGGCGCGAUCUCAGCUAACUGCAAGCUCCGCCUCCUGGGUUCACGCUAUUCUCCUGCCUCAGCCUCCCGAGUAGCUGGGACUACAGGCGCCCGCCACCACGCCCGGCUAAAUUUUUUGUAUUUUUAGUAGAGACGGGGUUUCACUGUGUUAGCCAGGAUGGUCUCCAUCUCCUGACCUCGUGAUCUGCCCGCCUCGGCCUCCCAAAGCGCUGGGAUUACAGGCUUGAGCCACCGCGCCCGGCCCCGUUCUUACUCUUAACCCCAAUCCGCUGACUGGGUGGGGGCAGCACGUCCAGCCUUCCCACCUCCCCUGCAGGCUUCUAGAAGAAGUUUCAAAAACUGAUGAGCCUCGAUCCAGGGCUUGAAAGAAGCCAGGGUGUAAUCUUGUUCAUGCAUGCAUCCCCAGAGCCUCGCCCAGUGCCUGGCACAUAGUAGGCACUCAAUCAAUGCUGAAUGGGUGAAUGGUUGAAUGAUAGGUGCUGAAUAAAUGAAUGACUGGCCUUCCCUUCUCAGGCUAUUCCCACCAUUAGUCUGCCCACCUUUCUAGACUAGGCUUGGCCACCAUUAAACACGGGGUGGGGGUGAGGGCCCCUGCAGUUCACGGUGCAAUAUUCACCAGUUUUGCCCUCUGCCUCAUAAAGGCAAACCUGGCUUUUGAUUACCAUGUGUGGAUGUUUCUGUGUCCUUUCUUCUCUGUCCCUGGGGACAGGGUGGUCUGUGAAUAUGUGACAUUUCUGCAGUUCAGUAUCCGAAGGUUUCUCUUGGGGGUAGGGGCUCCUGGGCGGCCAGAUGAAUGGGUCCCUGGGAACCCAGACCUCAGAUGGGGACUUAAUGGCUUCUUCCUCUCAAGCCAAAUUCGCCUCCACCCACUCCCUCUGAAGAACUGGGCAUUUGCCAAAGUAACCACUGGAGUCAUCUAAUGGCCCUCCCCUCCCCAGGUUUCCCACAGCUUUCAGGGACAGUGGGCAAGAGGACCCCCCACCACCACCUCAAUGGAACACACCAUCCUCCCCUCUCAACAGCACGCUCGGUGCAGCGAGACUGACCCCUGACCCCCUCCCAACCCUCCCCACCUUGGACAGGAAGGAAGUAAUGCACCUUCUCUUGCUGAUUAUUUAUUUGUUUGGAGAGACAGAAAUGUAAAAGUGUAUCUAGAAAUAUCUAUAUCUCUAUAUAUUUUUAACUGACUCUUUGGAAUCCCCUGGGGUGGGGUGAGGGGUAAGUUUAGGCUUCGCGGAGGGGAGGAGACAUGGAGCCUGGGAACUCCUUGUUCUCCCCUCUGCUGCCUCUCUCCACCCCUUAAACCGGUUGGUAGAAGGAAUGGCAUUUGUAUGGGGGGAGGGAGGCUGGAAUGGAGACUCUGGAUUCUCUCCUCUUCCCCAUUCAAGUCCCAGAGGGAGGGAGGUGGUGAGGACGAGGAAGGGAGGGGCAGGACGGGCCAUGGAGGUGCCCCGCCCCCACACCUGACAAUCACCCACACUCCUGGGGCUCUUCCUGGCUCCUGGGGCAGGGCGAGUCCAAGUGUGAGGCUGUUGAUUUGUUUUCAAUAUUUCUUUUCGUGCUGUAUGGUGAUGCUUUCUUAGUAUUCUACACAAUAAGAAAAGACAAAAGUCCUCGAGAUUCUUAUGAGUUUUGUUUGAAAACUCUUUCACUAUAUUUGUUGUAAAGAGGUUUACUAUUAAAAGAAAAAGAAUACACGUUUCUGAUA